CAUGAACAGAUGGGCGAGGAUUGAUUUUUGAGGUCUCACGAAUCGCGGAACGGACAACUCGAGCCAAAUUCAUGCUGAAAAUUGCUGAAAAUCACCAAAACAACAAAAAACAGCUGAUUCGUUGCACGUCAACACUCCAUCUGGCGGUGCCAAGUUGAAUUUUUUUUGUAUCAUUUUAUUUUUGGAACAGAAUCCAAAAAUUCACAAAUAAUUGACGAAAAUUCGCCUAAAAAAUUGUAAAAUUAAAAUUUUAACGUAAAAAAGUCAAGAAACUGCUCAAAAAUCUCGAAGCAGAAAAGUUUCUUCAAUUAAUUACGUCCAUUUUUACGUACAUUCCAAAGGUUAAUCCUUAUCUUUGUUAUUUUGAACAAUGGCUCUCUCCAAACCAAUCUACAACUUGCUCGGCAUUUACUUUGAAAAGCUUUACACAAAUCCCGUGUUGACGAAAUCCCUGACGGCAGCGACUCUUUCACUCGGAGCCAAUUACAUCGCACAACGAAUUUCCGGAGAUGACUUGGAUUACAACUCCUUGGUGGCUUACGGGGCUUUUGGACUGGUUUUCGGUGGAACUUGCCCUCAUUACUUCUACUCGUUCAUCGAGAAAGUCACAAAAAACAUGAAAAACCGCAAAAUGAUGCAAUUUUUGAUGCAACGAUUCAUGUACACGCCAAUUUUUACGGUGAUUUCUUUGUAUUUCCUCAGUUUGUUCGAGGGAGCGACACCAGAUCAAGCUCAGCGGAAGAUGUUGGCGCUCUACAAGAAGGUAUUGACCGCUAAUUGGACAUAUUUGACGAUCCCGGUGUAUGUGAACUUCAAAUAUGUGCAUCCGAUGAUGCGUGUUUUGGUCACGAACUUGAUCGGAGUCUUCUGGACGAUUUAUUUGGCGCAAAAGAGAAAGGCUGCAGCCAAGAAACGCUCGAGCAGUAGCGAAAAAAAUGAAUUUUAGAGCAUUUCAAGUGAGAAAAAGGGGUUUUGGUGCAAAUUUUUAAGGAAAUUAUUGAUUUUUUUUAUUACAUUUGGAAUAAAGUUGAUUUUUUAUAACGAUUUU
Molecule: messenger RNA, 1048 nt
Organism: Culicoides brevitarsis
Lineage: Eukaryota; Metazoa; Arthropoda; Insecta; Diptera; Ceratopogonidae
Product: PXMP2/4 family protein 3
Exons: 1
Coding region: 371-946 (191 amino acids)
Cellular component (GO): membrane; cytoplasm
Source: RefSeq, a predicted model, not a curated record